Molecule: messenger RNA, 2298 nt
Organism: Boleophthalmus pectinirostris (great blue-spotted mudskipper)
Lineage: Eukaryota; Metazoa; Chordata; Actinopteri; Gobiiformes; Gobiidae
Gene: trmt2a
Product: tRNA methyltransferase 2 homolog A
Exons: 12
Coding region: 299-2098 (599 amino acids)
Biological process (GO): RNA processing
Molecular function (GO): RNA methyltransferase activity; RNA binding
Source: RefSeq, a predicted model, not a curated record
GUUCAGAGAAAAUUUGCUGGAAAUGAACCAAACGAAAUUGCCUUUUCAUUUAUAACGAUAUUCGAGAAUUGUUUCAGGAAAUGAACAAUUUUAAAUCUUUAAUGAAACUGCGUGAACAGAUCAUGUAGCUGUCUCUUUAACCGGUUCAAAGGUUGUCUUCGCACGUGGUAAACCAGCCAUCAUGGCAGCGCCCUGUGUCCUACUGUGAAGUGAGCAAUAUUCAGGAGUUUGUACAACAGAGGCAAAGUUAGAAAGUGAAGAAAACACAAGUUUGUUAGUUAGUUUUGGACAUUUGGAGAUGGCAGACAUCAGUAGGUGCGCUUUGCCUGAUGCAUCACCUGCUGCAGAGGAGAAGUCUGCAGAGUUGCCCCAGGACUGUAACACUGAGGAAAGUGAAUCAUCAGACCCAAGCAUGUACCGCUACAUUAAAAACGAUCUCUUCACGUCUGAGAUUUUCAAGGUGGAGAUAAGAAACCUGCCUAAAUUCACUGGGUUUAAUGAUCUGAAGAAGUUCUUGGCCAAGCAAAAUCUCAACCCACACAAAAUCAAGCUGUUUGGAAAGCAGACAUUUGCUUUUGUGACUUUUAAAAAUGAAGAAGAGCGAGAUAAGGCAAUGAAGUUGGUGCAUGGGAUGCAGUGGAAAGGCCAGGUGCUGACCGUUAAGCUAGCUAAGCCCAAAGCAGACCCCAUUAUGAGAAAGAGAAAACAAGAGGAGAGUGAGGGGCCCCCAUCGAAGAGGAUGGAGGAAGAGGACGAGGAGCCACAUAGUGUCCAGAUUGCCAAUGCAGUGACACCACUGUGGAACGUACCUUAUGACGAGCAGCUACGCAGGAAGGAGCAGGAGGUGGUGGCUGUGCUACAGAGACUAGCCAAGGAGAUUGGCAACACCAACAAAGCCAUGCUACCGUGGCUGUUUGCACAAAAAGGAAAAUACAACAAGAUGUGCUGUCCUUUGGAAGAAAUACGCCCUUCUCCCACCCAGACAGGGUACAGAAACAAGUGUGAGUUCCUGAUUUCAGUUGGAGCAGACGGAGAGGACAAGACCAUAGGAUUUCGACUGGGUAAAUAUAAAGGAGGCUCUUGUGCUGUGGUCGGUCCAGCAGAGACCAGUCACGUCUCAGCCGAAGCCAAAAGAGUGGUCAGUGCAUUUCAGAAGUUCAUCAGGACAACAACUUAUUCAGUGUACAGCCCAGAGACCUAUGAGGGACACUGGAAGCAACUAACAGUUCGAACCACGAGGAUAGGGCAAGCUAUGGCCAUAGUUUUCUUCAACCCACAGAAACUGGAUGAGGAGGAACUAGAUGCUUUGAAAACCUCCAUGAAGCAGUACUUCACAGAGGGAGAAGGGAAAGACAGUGGCAUCACAUCGCUUUACUUCGUUAGAGAAGGGCAAAGAACGUCUCCUAACCCUGAGGAUCUACCCUGUGAGCUGGUGGGCGGAGAGAGCUGCAUUUAUGAGGAGCUCCUGGGGCUGAAGUUCAGAAUUUCGCCUCAUUCAUUUUUUCAGGUGAACACAGGAGCUGCAGAGGUGCUGUACUCUGCUGUUGGGGAGUGGGCCCAGUUGGAUGAGAACAGCACUGUUCUGGAUGUUUGCUGUGGGACUGGGACAAUUGGGAUCUCUUUAGCCAAGAGAGUAAAGAAAGUUAUUGGGAUUGAACUCUGCCAAGAAGCAGUGGAGGAUGCCAAAGUCAAUGCAAAACUUAAUGAGCUGAGUAACAUUGAGUUUCAUUGUGGAAAAGCUGAGGAUGUGUUCCCAAACAUCCUAAGUGGUACUGUUGCAUCCAACCUCAUAGCUAUAGUGGAUCCACCAAGAGCAGGCUUGCAUUCCAAAGUUAUCCUGGCUAUAAGGAGAGCAGAAAAUCUCAAGAGGCUGGUCUAUGUCGCAUGCAAUGCAAAGGCUGCUAUGAACAACUUCAUAGAUCUGUGCCGUGCUCCAUCAAACAGAGUCCAUGGAGCCCCUUUCCGUCCAGUGAGGGCCCUGGCCGUGGACCUGUUUCCUCAGACGAUGCACGUUGAGUUGGUUCUUCUUCUGGAGAGAGUGGGCUACGAAUCCCAGCCAUCGGAGGACAGUGGUAGCCAACAACAACCUGGCUCUUAAAUAUACAAGUAACAUCCAGGGGCCGAGGGGUUAAAAUACAGGCAAUUGAAUUGUUACUUUAGAUAAAGUGUAAAUAUCCUCUCCCAUGUAUGGCCCAUUUCAAAAUAAACUUGUAAAUAUUAUUUGUAGAACAUUAUUUGUAUUCUGGUUUUCCAUUUAUGUCCCUGCACUUAUACCAAUAAAUUGCUCUCAUGUCAUUA